Heteronotia binoei (common prickly gecko) is the source of this 5130-nucleotide messenger RNA. RefSeq lists its product as uncharacterized. NCBI's taxonomy places the organism in Eukaryota, Metazoa, Chordata, Lepidosauria, Squamata, Gekkonidae. Gene Ontology annotation, biological process: antigen processing and presentation of peptide antigen via MHC class II; protein polyubiquitination; immune response. The coding region runs from base 364 to 1938 and encodes 524 amino acids. Gene Ontology annotation, cellular component: early endosome membrane; late endosome membrane; cytoplasm. The record is from RefSeq and is a predicted model, not a curated record. Gene Ontology annotation, molecular function: zinc ion binding; MHC protein binding; ubiquitin protein ligase activity. The transcript is spliced from 9 exons.
CGGCCCGCCCCCUCCCCUCAGAUGGGCGGAGGCCUCCGCGGCCAGACGGAGAGGUGGGUGCCGCCGCCGCCGCCAGGUGUAUGGCUUGGUAAAAGCAGAGGAUGAGCUUCAUAGUAGGAAUUCAGUUCAAGAAGACUAGUACUGUAUUGGUGAUACAGUGAAUGUGCCAUUGCAUCCAGCCUCUGCUGUUCCAGCUUCGGAUGUAACUUUUUGCAGAAUCUUUAAGAGCAAGAUCAGAGAGAAACAACAGGUCAAAGGCUGCCAUACAUGUAUUUCAAGACUAGCCUUCAGCUGGUAACCUGCUUGGGCAAGGACAAAGCACAACUGAUAUGUUAAUGAGUGAGAAGGCUUUGGGGCAUUCUUAUGAAUCAGUCAAGUAGCAGCUCAAAGACUGGCGGUCCUACCUCUGUUUCUGUGUCUCAGAGCUUCCGUCAAGCAUCUGCUACAGCACCCAGUAGGGGCAUCUGUAGUUCCAGUGCAGUGUAUUCUGAAUGUUGUCAUCACAGUCCAGUGCAAUCUGCCGUUGUCUUGAAAAAUCCUGUCUGCCAGAAUCCUCUAUCCCAGGGGGCUACUGUGACAGUUAUCUGUCAGGAUACGGUGCAGGCUUCCAAGAGGAAUCUUCACGGCCAGGACUGCGUCCUUGCUUCCAAGUCUAAGAAUGGGAAAACAGCCCAAGCUCUGAAAUUCUCCAAGUCCCUCAAUGACAUGGACCAGAAUGCUCGGAGUACAGUUGAAAGCUUUAGCUACAUGGAUCGAACAUGUUCAGAAGACAAAUUGACACCCAGCCGGGAGCCAUGUUUAAGGUUUACCAAAUGCUCUCCCAUGGAGAAGAAAUCACUGAAUCUUAGACCCUUUCCUUUGAGUAAUUCCAAACCCUCUUACUUCCGGUCGCUCACCACCCUUUAUUUGAGCCCUUCUGGGGCUAGUGAUACGCAGAGCGCAGUGAACAUCCCUCUUCUGGAGAGCAAGUGUGACCAUGAAAUGUUCCGGAGUGUGAAGCUGCUGCGCUACCUUUUCUCCUUCUCUCACAGCUCCAGCGCAAGUGGUCAUGAACUGGAGAACUACUCAGGCCACCUCCAGUCCGAGAAGUCCUCCAGCAUGGUGGUUGAGAGCACUGGUUUCUGCUCAGAUGACAUGGGAGACGACGAUGUCUUUGAGGACGGUGCCUCUGUAAGGCUGGACGCUUGUGAGCUGCGGGCACCGCUUUGCUCUGUUGAGAAGGAUAGUGACCUAGACUGCCCUUCCCCAUUGUCAGAGAAAUGUCCCCCUCUCUCCCCUGUGUCCGUAUCUGGGGAUGCCUGCAGGAUAUGCCAUUGUGAAGGAGAUGAGGAGAGUCCUCUGAUCACUCCAUGCCGCUGCACGGGGAGCCUUCAUUUUGUUCAUCAGGCAUGUCUGCAGCAGUGGAUCAAGAGCUCAGAUACCCGGUGCUGCGAACUCUGCAAGUAUGAAUUCAUCAUGGAAACCAAAGUGAAACCUUUACGAAAAUGGGAGAAGCUGCAGAUGACAACCAGCGAGCGAAGGAAGAUCAUGUGCUCGGUCACUUUCCACGUAAUUGCUAUCACUUGCGUAGUGUGGUCUCUCUAUGUCCUUAUAGACCGGACUGCUGAAGAGAUUAAGCAAGGGCAGUCUACUGGGAUUCUUGAAUGGCCAUUUUGGACUAAACUGGUGGUGGUAGCUAUUGGUUUCACGGGAGGACUUCUGUUUAUGUAUUUUCAGUGCAAAGUCUACAUGCAGUUGUGGAAAAGACUUAAGGCUUAUAACCGUGUAAUAUAUGUACAGAACUGUCCAGAAACUAACAAAAAGAGCACAUUUGAAAAAUCUGGAGCGACUGAGCCAAACACUGAAAACAAAGAUGUGCCCGGGAGUCUUCACACAGAGACAAAUGGUUCACAUUACACAGAGCGUGAGGACUACAGAACGGAUAUUUUCCAUGUCUGAUUGUUAUACUUGAAGAUCUGAGCAAGCGUCAUCUGCUCUGCUCAGCAAAGGUCUAACUGGUGAACUUUUUCCCUCCCCUUCUGUACUCCUAAAACAUAUCAAGUAUAUCAUCGCUGCAAGUUGGCCUGUAGCAAGGAUUAAUAGGAUACAUGGUAUGGGGUGAAUGCAAGACACGAUUGUCAUUGUCUCUCCAAGUUAAACAACUGACAGGUUUUGGACAUUUCCAGAAAUAUUCCAGAAUGCAUUCAGGGGCAUUAAACAUUUGAUGCAAGAAUUGCUUCUGUCCCUGUGGGAAGCAACCCAGAGCUUAAAGCAGCCAUUUCAUGCAAGGUCUCCUUUGCUGGGCUGUAUCAUUUCUAGUUGCAUGUCUGUAUGUUCUGUGUAUACACACUCACAAGCUCCCUGCACCUAGAAAACUAGGUACUUUCUGUUCUGAGGUUAUACAGCCAAGGACCAGACUUGAUCUGUCAUUGGAUCUCACAAUCUGUAGCUAGGCCUUAAAAGGCAGCCCUGGGGAGGAGGGACUUAGAUGAGGGAAGUGGUGGUGCUGGCCAUAGAGUUACCAGUGGUUUCCUUGAUCCAAAUCCCCCACAUAGACAGCUCCUUUGUAGGCUACACUACACAUUAGAGAAUCCAGUCACAGAUCUCUAAUACAGCAAGAGAGAUUUAUGUUCCCGCUUUAAAUCCAGCCUGUUCCUAGUAUUACAACAAUGUGUUUUGAAAGUGAAUUGCAAAGCAUAGAGCACUUUCGAUUCACUUUUAUAAUAAUGUUAUGACCUUAUAAUAACAUUUUAUAAUAAGAUUAAAAUGAAAGAAAACCUGGCAUAUUCAUUUAAAUUUUCACCAAAGACCUGCUUCUAACAUAGACCUGAACUAGCUGCCAUUUUUUAAAAUGACAUAAUCUAUAGUAUGUUACUACAAACAGGUUAACUCUUUUAACAUGUAAAAUGGUUUCAGUGUUCUGAUUGGCUUGUUUUAAGAGUUAAGGUUCAUUUGAAUAAGGUUCAUUAAUAUAAAUUUCCCCCUGUACAUAACGCAGCAAACCACUUUGGUUGCAAUGCUGUGUGUGUGUAAUCUGUCAAUUCCAUCUGGGAAUUUCAAGACAAAAUUUUACAAGCACAUUUUUUUUUUGUAUGGGAGAGUGAAGCCACUAAUGAUGGUGGUUGUUUUUUAAUUCACAUUUUUGACAGGUAAAUCAAACAAGCUGCCUAAAUGGGCAAAUAAAAACCAUUAGAUGUUCUCUAGGAUCCUUUAAAAAUUAUUUAUUGAUCUUAGUUCAAGUUGAAGAACACAGGCAUAAACAUACAGAAAAUAAAGGGAAAGGGGGAAAGUUAGACAAGAAAAAACAAGGAAAUAUCAGUAUAAACAUACAAAAUACUUUUUUUUUUCUUUCAAAAAUUAGGAUCCUUUAUCAUGUCUGGGAAAAAAAAUAGUUUGAUUCAUUUGGGCCCAUUAAAUUCUGAAUUAAAUCCUUUUUAAAAAUUUGCUUUGAUUUUCCAAAGUAAUGCUGCAAAUCAAAGUUCUUCCAACAAAGACAAAAUGAAAUGCUGUAAUAAACUCUCAACAUUGAAUUGUAAGAAGCCUCAUGAUUAUCUGUUAACAAUAGAUUUUAAGCAUUAAAAAUGAGUGGAUUAAUUUUGAAACAGGCACUCAGAAGAAGUAGUACAGACAUCCUAGGGAAUCGGCUUUUUGUUUGUAUGUAUGCAUAGACCUGGGUCCUCUGGUUGCCUGGAGCUAGGAUAGUAGUUUCACCAGCUUUGAAAGUGUGGUAAUUUGUUGAAUCUUUCCAUUUUGUUUCUGGGGGGUUGCCAUGAUACCUUUCAAGGGAUGUGCAUCCUUUCAAGGGAUGUGCAGGCUAACUAUCCUUCCACAAAUCUGCCUUUUUCUCUUGGACUAGCCUAGGCCUUGUGCAUCCCAAAGUGCAAUUACAAGGACUUGUUCCCUUCUGUCAUGCUGGAGUCCAAAUAACUUUUCCCCCCUCAGACACAUAUGAGACAAUAUACUCAGGUUAGAUAAAAUAUCAAGUCUCAUAAGCCUAUAUGAGCGCAGGCUGAACAUUAGCUAGCAAGAACCAGUUGACCAUUAACCCUUGCAUUAUUUAGAGAACUCUGGAGCCUGUGCUGGUCGGUGCACUGCAGUGAAAGGUGUAAUCAAAAAAGCCAGAUGGGUUAUGUUACACUCUUUCUGAGGGAAUCUGCUCCUUCCUGGUUUGCAAGAUCAAAGAAAUGCAUACUAUUGUAUUUCUUUUUCUUCCGAUCAUUUUAAGUACAUAAUUUCUCAUUUUGAGCUGUUAUGCAAUGUCCAGAUUCUUGUACAUUUGCUUUGGACUGAACUGCCAAGAUUUGUCAGAAGAAAAAAAGGGUUGGGCCGCCGCAUCAAAUCAUGAGUGCCAUUCUGUAUAUCGCCAUGCUGCAAUAAGAGACUCUUGCAGCACAGCGUCAGUUCCCAGGGCUUGCACUGUCAUGGCACCUCCAUGUGCUCCCCCCUUCUCUGGUCUUGGUGCUCAGUUUCCAUUGCCUGUUCUAUAGGUGCCCUUACUCUAGCACAAGCUGGAUCUGAAGAUCUGGGCUUUGGAAUCCACUUAUCAAUAUGGAAUUUACUUGAACACUGGCAAAAUAUCUGGUUUAUAAACUCACUGGUUCUGAUUCACUACUUAUUCAGGGACCCUGAUGUGAAUACUUGCAAAACUCUUGCUGCUAAAUAUGCAGAUAUUUUCAAUGAAACCUUUUUAAACUUUGAAAUUUAACAGCAACUGGACAAUCCGGUGAAGUGCUGAAACAUGGUGUGUGUUUAUAGGAUAGCAACAAAUAUUUACAAUUAAUAUUGUACUUAAAAUGUUUUGUAGCUAAGUUAUUGUAUAUUGCUUUACACUGGCGUAUCGUUACACUUUCUACAAGCAUUUUACAGUUCAGCAUUUUUUGUCCUGUGUAAAAAUUCUAGUAACUACAGUUUUAGCAUCCUUUGCUGAGAGCUUCUCAUUGUCACAGUAUUACACAGUUGCUGGGCAGUGGGAGCAGUUUUUUAAGCUGUACUUGUCAUUUGUGUUAAACACAGAAGUUAUUAACUGCAGCAAUAACGUUUUUAUAACAUGUAAGUGGUGCAAAAUGUUUUCCUUGCAAACAAACUGUAUCUGAGACAAAAUGUUCUGUUCCUAAUACUUUUGGAAUAAAAGAGAGUUGGACAUUCCCUGCC